UUCACAAAACACAAAGAAGAGAUACUGUUACCAGUUACUCUCUAUUUCCUUGAAAGAAAAAGAACAAGAGAAUACUGUUAACACCAACUACUACACAUAUAAUUUAGUCAGUUAACAUAACAAUGGCAUUAUCUUGUGUGACUCUCUCCAAGUCUUUGCCACCAAAUAAUUCAAUCAGAAUACUUCCCAUUUCUCUUCUUUCUACAUCAUCAAACAUUCAAUUUUCAACAUUUCAAAACCUCUCAAAAAGGCCACUUUCUGAGCAAUACAUAAAAAAGCCAAGUAGUAGUAUUAAAACUCAAGUGUCAUUCUUUCCUGCCUUCUUAACUAAAGGCAAAGAUGCUAAAACUCUUAAGCUGGACCUUCUUGAGGCUAUUCAACCACUUGAUAGAGGAGCUGAUGCCACCCCUGAGGACCAGGAGAUAAUUGAACAGCUCACCCGCAAGCUCGAAGCAGUGAAUCCAACCAAACAACCACUCAAGUCUGAUUUACUGGAUGGGAAAUGGGAGCUCAUUUACACUACCUCUAAAUCAAUCUUACAAACUCAGAGACCUAAGAUCUUAAGAUCAAGACGCAACUACCAAGCAAUUAAUGUGGACACCCUUCGGGCUCAGAACAACGAAACCUGGCCAUUUUUUAACCAGGUCACAGCUGACCUCACUCCGGUAAAUCCAAGAAAAGUAGCUGUGAAAUUUGAUUACUUCAAAAUUGGAGGGCUGAUACCUGUUAAGGCACCAGAUACUGCUCGUGGUUCAUUGGAAUUCACUUACUUAGAUGAAGAUUUACGAGUAUCAAGAGGAGACAAAGGAAACUUGUUUAUCUUGAAAAUGGUUGAUCGGUCAUACAGGAUUCCAAGUUGACAACCAAAUGUAUGACUGUCAACUGAUCUUAUGUCUCUGGCUUAUGAGCCAGAUCAGAACUUUCCUUGUGGUGCUUUACUGGGAGAUUGUCAAGAAACCAAUAUCCCCAAGCAGUACAGGAGUAUUUUUGUUUUAAUACAAAUAUAUACAAAUAAAUUAAAGCUCAGAUUGAAAAGUGUUACUGAAAUACUGUACAUUACAGUCAUAUAAGCUUGUAUUCUGCACUGUAUGGAACUUGUAUAUUCUCAACUGUCUAACCUGGAAUUCAAUGACUGAUUUGAGUUUUUAGUUUUCUCUAGGUGUUGUCUAGAAUUAUGUCAAUAAUUAUAUGACUGAAUUCUUCUGGGUGCUUUGGCAUCAUGUAUCAGAUACAAUCAUAUAAUAAUACCUUGUACUUCAAAUAA
This is a messenger RNA of Beta vulgaris subsp. vulgaris (sugar beet), 1264 nucleotides long. Its product is annotated as probable plastid-lipid-associated protein 4, chloroplastic. NCBI's taxonomy places the organism in Eukaryota, Viridiplantae, Streptophyta, Magnoliopsida, Caryophyllales, Amaranthaceae. The transcript has 6 exons. The coding region runs from base 123 to 860 and encodes 245 amino acids. The record is from RefSeq and is a predicted model, not a curated record.